Phascolarctos cinereus (koala) is the source of this 2334-nucleotide messenger RNA. NCBI's taxonomy places the organism in Eukaryota, Metazoa, Chordata, Mammalia, Diprotodontia, Phascolarctidae. The record is from RefSeq and is a predicted model, not a curated record.
UUGGCACGGCUUGGGGCGGGGCGGGGCGGGGCGGGAUCUCUAAGCGUCAGUCCGCGUCCCCGCGCUUGACUCAGGUCCUUGGUCAGUGCGGCGUCUCUUGGCAGACUCUCUGUCUCUGGGCCCCCGUGUCUCUGUCUCUAGGGGCCCCCUCCCCCCGUCUCUGCCCCUCCCCCAUCUCUGAGUCUACCUCUGUCUCUGAACUCCCGCCCCGUCCCCCGUCUCUCUGUCUCCGGGCUCCCUGUCUUCUGUCUCUCAGCCCUACAUCUCUGAGUCUCUCUCUGCACCCCCUGUCUCUGCCCCUCAAAUCCCAGUCUCUCUGUCCCUGCUUCCCCACCCCUGAAUCUCCCUAUAUGCCUCUGAACCCCCCUCUGUUUCUGGGCUCCCAUCUCUGCACCCCAAAUCUAAGUCUAUCUGAACCCUCUUCUGUCUCUGGGCUCCCCUGUCUGCACCCCAGAUCUGAGUCUCUGUGUCCCUGCCUCCCCAUCCCUGAGUCUACCUGUCUCUGAACCCUCCGUCACUCUGUCUCUGGGCUCCCUUCUCUGCACCCCAAAUCUAAGUCUCUCUGUGUCUCUGAACCCCUCUCCAUCUGUCUCUGGGUUCCCCUGUGUCUACACUCCCUGUCUCUGCCUCCCAUCUCUGCAUCUCUGAGCCCCCCAUCUCUGAGUCUCAGUCCCUGGCCCGCCAUUUCUAUCUUUCUCUGAAAUCCCCCACCUCGGCAUCUCUGCCUCGACGUCCCCUCGAGCCCCUGAGUGUGGCUCGUGUGUCUCUCCCGUGUGUGCGCAGGACCCUGGAUGUCGGGGAGCCCGGGGCCUCCGGGACCCCCGGAGGAGGGGGGCGCGCCGCCCCCCGGGGCCGAGCCCCCCGUGCCCGUGUAUCACGAGCGGCAGCGCCUGGAGCUGUGCGCGGUGCACGCACUCAACAACGUUCUGCAGCAGCGGCUCUUUAGCCAGGAGGCGGCCGAUGAGAUCUGCAAGAGGUUGGCCCCCGGUUCCCGCCUGAACCCUCAUCGAAGCCUCCUGGGCACGGGGAACUACGACGUGAACGUCAUCAUGGCUGCCCUUCAGGGCCUGGGGCUGGCUUCCGUGUGGUGGGAUCGGCGGCGGCCCUUGGCCCAGCUGGCCUUGCCCCAGGUCCUAGGCUUCAUCCUGAACCUGCCCUCCCCUGUCUCCCUGGGCCUACUGUCCCUUCCCCUGCAGCGACGUCACUGGGUGGCCCUACGCCAGGUGGGCAAUGUUUACUACAACUUGGACUCGAAGCUUCGGGAGCCCAUGGCCCUGGGGGGCGAGGCCGAGCUCAGGGACUUCCUCUCAGCUGCCCUGGCCGAGGGUCCGUGUGAGGUGCUCCUGGUGGUAACCAAAGAGGUGGAAGCAGCGGGCAGCUGGCUGCAGCCGGCCUGAGCGCCCCUUCCCCUGACAGCAGGUCCUGAGGGACUCCCACAGCCUAGGCCCCCUGCCCAGAGGCGACUACCUCUCCCUGUCACAUUGCUGCUGUCCCCUCCCUACAUUUCCUGCCUCUCCUAGCAGCCCCAGUCCCGGGGUGUCUGCCUUCCCCGUAUCUCUGCCCUCCCUGCCCUAGCUUCUGUCUGUCCGGCUUUCAGUGUCUCUGGAGAGUGUCAGGGGUGCCUGUUGAAGGCCUCCCGGGGGGGGGGGAAGGACAAAUGAGGAAGGGGCUGCAGGGGAGCCGGGAAUGCUCCUCAGCUGCUGCCCCCGCAGCCACUUCCUUAAUAAACCUGGCAGCAGGCUGGAGCUCCUGGGGCCAGGCUGCACCUGGGAGCCUUAUCUCCCCCCACUCCCCUCCAGGCUCCAAGUGCUUCAGCUAGAUUAGUGCCUCUCCUGUGUCCCCAGCCCAGCCCUCCCCUCUGCUCGCUGCCCUCUGCUCCCCUCCUCCCUUCCUCAGCAGUCAGGUUCCAUUGAUCCAGCAGCUACAUCCCCAGCCCUGUGCUGGGUACCAAGGGCCUGUAUGCAGGGCUCACAGCCUGGGGCCUCCACGUGGGAAGCAGUCGCCCCAGGGCCUGUGUGGGCAGCCUCCUGCCAUGUACUGGGCAGGGAGGCAGCCAGCUUCUGCUCAGAUCUGAGGCGCAGGGGCCACAGGGCUGGACUUCCUAGGGCCCUGUGGGGGCUGUGUGCCCCCGGCAAGUUAUUUCACCUGGAGACUGACUUUCCUCAUCUGUAAAAUGGGGAUAAACUUAGCCCCCACCUCACAGGGCUGGUGAGAGCUAACGGAUGCCAGUGCUUGGCCAGCCUUUGAAGUCCACCAUUAUGGUAUUGAUUACAACUGCACCCACAUUCUGUGUCUCUGACAAGCGCAUUAAAAAACCGUUCAAGUGCUAUUGGA